Molecule: messenger RNA, 1041 nt
Organism: Trypanosoma cruzi
Lineage: Eukaryota; Euglenozoa; Kinetoplastea; Trypanosomatida; Trypanosomatidae
Exons: 1
Coding region: 1-1041 (346 amino acids)
Cellular component (GO): nucleus; cytoplasm
Molecular function (GO): protein binding
Source: RefSeq, a predicted model, not a curated record
AUGGUUCAGGAUGGUGUGGUGGAGAUCCCCCCUAACUUUGUUCCACUGGAACAUGUUUGCCGGGCUCUCAAGAACGCUGACUGCCGUACCCCCGUUAUUUUCUUUUAUGAAGAUGGUGAUCCUUUUCUUUCUCUCUGCAAAAUUGCCAGAGAGAUGCAAUCCGCCGUGUGGCACUUUGACCUUGCCGUAAUAAAAAGCAUUCAAAACGUCAUGGAUUACAUCGAUGUGGGAACAAAAAACGGGGACUGGGUGUUGAUCUCACACUGUGAGGAAGUGGAGCAACACCUCUUCCGUGAAGUUGCUCUUAGGGUUUUUCUCUUGAAGCCGGAGCCGAAGAAGUACCCUCGGCGGGAGUUUUUUCGGUGUUUAUUUUGUGUUGAAAAGGCCUUUGAAUUGGAGGGAAACGCGAUGACGCCAUUUCCUCCGGUCCUUCUCAAGAACUCCAUUAUUUCAAGACGCGUGGAUGAGAGUUCUUCAAAGUGGUGCCUUAAACUUCCAUCGGAUGCUAAAUACCGAGAAAUUGAGGAAUUAAAACGUGAGCGACGCCGCGCAGCCGGUCGCGACAGCGACAGUGAAACGGACCUGAGUGAAGAUGACAGACUAUCUGGUAAGUGGUUCCAUCGCUCGGUGGAAUUAAAUAAGGCGGCUGAUGAAUCUCCAAUCACCAUGGCGGAGGGAGAAAUGCAGGCUGCAUUGGAUGAAGAAGAUGUAGAGACGAUCAAAAUUUUGAUUGCGGAUGGAAAGAUUGACGUGUCGAAGGUCAUCAAAUUUGGCAUGACGCCGCUUCAGUACGCGUGUUCUACUCAAAAGGUCAAGGCUGCGAAGUGUCUGCUGGAGUGCGGUGCCGACCCCAACCAGCCCCGUCAAAGUGAUGGUCGUCCCCCAAUAUUUAUGGCUCUCGAAGAUGAGUCGCUUGUGGAAGCUCUUGUAAAACAUGGCGCGGACUUGUUUAAGACAUUCCAGGGAUGGCGGCUAGACGCCCACCCAGAUACGUCGCCGCCCAUAGCGCGAAUGAUUAAGAAGCUCCGACAGAGCAUGUGA